GAGCCCUGGGUGAAUGGCCAUUUGCUUUUGCUUCUGCCUUUGGUCACAUCUACCUUGGGAUCCAUGGGAGGGUUUGAGGGGCAUCUGUUCCCAGGCCUGUCCUUAUUCCUCUAUGGACUUUAUCAUGCAGGACUUCUCUCCAGGGCUGUGGUAUGCAACUCCCCUGCCCAAUACCCGCCACGUCGUCCUUGGAGCAAAGGAGGAUGGGCAAGGUUACGGCAAAUGUAUUAUAUCGGCUUUCUGAAGAUACUGAGUUCUUGCAUCUUAGUAGCCCAGGAGUUGAAUAGCAUUCAUUGGCACUUGAUACUCAUCAGCAAGAAGUAUCACCAGAGAAACUUCAUGUACCACAAGCAGUGGCAGCAUCUCACUCUCUACCUGUCCUUCUUUCUGAGUGGGUGUACAGAUGUGGUCAGCCAGAACCUGCUACCCAAGAGGUGUGUGGUUUUGGAGCAAGGCGCCCAAGCAUUGAGCAUGUGUCUGUUUUUGCCCCUGAUGGUGUCUCAUAUGCAGGACACAGAAGGAGUGGAGCUGCAGACUCACUUGCUGCUCAUCCAGGCCAUGAUUUUGCUGACGCUCGUGGUGACUGUAGAGCUGUGGGUACCCAAUGUGCUGCUGGUCUGGAUGCUGAAGGCCUUUCUGUACCUUGUCACAGGCUCCUGGCUGAUGCAGAUAGGCUUCAUGCUGUACAAACCAAUCUCUGGCUAUAAAUGGAUGGAUGAUGACGAAAAUGACAUAGCAUUUGCCACCACUUUCUUCUGCUGGCAUGUGGCCUUCAACGCUCUCUUGAUGAUCUGGAUCUAUGGUUUCUCCACUUUGUGGUACUGUUACCUUGGUGCUGAUGCCUGAACCUGGACUCAUCCAAGUGGUUUCAUAUUGCCUGCACACUCUAAGGACAUCUGGAUGCCAAGUCAUGAGAGAGGAGCUGCCAGAAAGGAGGAUCAGACAUCCUUUAGAGGUGCUCCAUCUUGAAGCAGUAGACUGUCGAGGGAUGGGCAUACCUUUUCUCCCCUCUGGCUUCUCUUCAUCUAACUUGCUGAAGGACUCAGAUGAAAGAGGAAUGAAACAAGGGAGGCACACAGCUAUGACCUUUACUCUUAGCUCCCCACAAUCCUCUUCCAUCCCCACCUCCAACCACAGCACCUGCUUGGCCUGUACCUCUUUGCACCCUUCCCUCCUCUCCCAUGAGAACAUAACACAUUUACUAAAUCCUGCCUUUGGAACUUUUCAUUGCUAUCUUUUACUUUGUCAUGCAGAACAUUAACCAGAAGUCACGUUUAGCACAUCAUAAUUCAGCCAUCAUAAUAAACAUCUUCUCGUCUCUUCUGCUUGACUUCUGUGAUGUUCAUUCCAAAUCCAGGCUGUCUCUUUGGCUAUGUGAAGCU
Molecule: messenger RNA, 1382 nt
Organism: Acomys russatus (golden spiny mouse)
Lineage: Eukaryota; Metazoa; Chordata; Mammalia; Rodentia; Muridae
Product: transmembrane epididymal protein 1A-like
Exons: 1
Coding region: 64-846 (260 amino acids)
Source: RefSeq, a predicted model, not a curated record